Molecule: messenger RNA, 811 nt
Organism: Vespa mandarinia (Asian giant hornet)
Lineage: Eukaryota; Metazoa; Arthropoda; Insecta; Hymenoptera; Vespidae
Product: larval cuticle protein A3A
Cellular component (GO): extracellular matrix
Source: RefSeq, a predicted model, not a curated record
AUGAAAUUAACUUUUUCCUUUCAGAUACUCCUUUUAUGUUGCCUGUUGGAGUUUAAUCAUGCAGCCGUUUAUCCAGAAUAUAACCCGGAGAAUUUCGAAAGUAGACGAAAUUUUUAUCCAUGUUCACCGGUCGGUUCAUUGCCACUUGAUGCCAAUCCGCCGCCCAUCGCUUGUGCCUUUAAAUCUGCAGGGAAUGCAAAAAGAGGUUCAAAUGUUCCUUCUCGUGCUCCACCACCAACAUAUGUCAAGGUAUCAUCACCGAUAUCUUACAAACCAUUACCAAGGACAUCUUCUUUGGUAUACGUCGCACCGCCCAUCGUAAAAUCAGCAUCCGCCGUUGUUGCUACCGAUCGAAAAUCCAUUGAUAAGGACGUCGAUUAUAUGUCUUAUCCAAAGUAUUCGUUUAAUUAUGGCGUUAUCGAUGGAUACACCGGUGAUUCUAAAUCUGCAUGGGAGGAAAGAGACGGAGAUACUGUGAAGGGAGAAUACUCGGUGGUCGAGGCCGACGGAACUAUUAGAACAGUUUCGUAUACGGCUGAUGAUCACAAUGGUUUUAAUGCCGUUGUCACGAGAAGCGAGCCUCCAAAGAAAGAGAAAUCUUCGGAGAACGUUAAAGCAUUUAUACCAGCAUCUCUUAUAAAUGGAGAUAUUAAAAAAUUGCGACAUUGAUCUUUUUAUGGAACAUAAAAGGAUCGACGGAGUGUAACGAUAGUUCCUUGAAAUUAAUAAGAAGAAAACGUAUUAACGACUAUGAGGCUUUUUCAAAUUUGUACUUAUUAAAGACGCCUAAGCAUAAUCCAGACUGUGCUUU